Molecule: messenger RNA, 1466 nt
Organism: Micropterus dolomieu (smallmouth bass)
Lineage: Eukaryota; Metazoa; Chordata; Actinopteri; Centrarchiformes; Centrarchidae
Product: galectin-3-like
Exons: 3
Coding region: 975-1451 (158 amino acids)
Source: RefSeq, a predicted model, not a curated record
AUGAUUUUGGUUUUGCAUUUUUAUAACAACUGUUGUUACAGUGGUACUUAUCGUAUGUGUAAAACACUACUUGGCAAUAAAGCUCCUACUGAUCUGAUUCUGAUUAAAACUACUAGUUACACUUACAGUAUUAGACUUUUUUCACCGCAGACAUUUUUACUUGUCAGAGCAGAAAAGUGAGGUGGCGCUAAUACCGUUAAUGAUGGCUCUGUGACAUUUUAGUCCAGUAAUCCAAGCCAAUGAGUGAGGAUGCACAACAGGCCUUUUUCACUGAAAACUUUUUGAGGUGUCACAGCAGAAAAAGCACAGGUGUAAAUAGUAACAUGAAUGAAGGCUAUAUUCUUCAAUAUCUUAGUUUUUUUCAGUUUAAAUGAAAUGUAUUAAAGCUCUAAAAAGCCCUGUGUUGUAUGCCUAACUGUUUACGUAACUGUUCAUCCUUGUAAUAGCUUUUUGUGUGGAAUAUGAAUCAGUCAUUUCAAGUCAGGUGCGCGCACCUGUGUGUGUGUGUUUGUGUGUGUGCGUCAACUAUCACUUACAGCGAUUGGGAGUUAACAUCAACAACUCCAUUAUCUUUACCUUUUGCUACACAGGAACACUUACAUCAACUUCUCAUCCAAAGCUUGCUGCGUUGUGCCAAUAAUGUGCGUAGCCUUUAACGACUGGCGUCGCUUCCCUUUUUCCAGGAUGGCGACGGCAUGACCCGCCCCACUCUGCCUCUGAUUGGCCCAAACCACGACAGCAAACGAGUACUAGUCAAUCAGAGGCAGAGUAGGGAAUGUCAUGCCUUCUCCAUCGUAGGAAAAAAAACCCUCCCUGUGCAUUUUGUUUUGCUACUUCCGUGAACUCCCAAUGCGGAAGACCAACAGAAAGCUCUGAGUUCCUGACAAAGUUGGCCGAACCUGAAGCAGGUGUUUAAGGAUUUUGUGGGACCUUAAGUGUUCAACUUUUCUGACUUGGCUCAAAAAACCAUAACGAUGUGGCCAAAUCAAGGUCCUCCACCUCCAGUUGGUCCACUAAACCCUGCCUACCCUCCAGGCUACAACCCUUCAGCUCCAGCAGGAGGCUUCCCUCAACCUCCUCCACCAUACGCAGGGUACCCAGCUGGCCAAUACCCAGCUGGUAUGAACCCUGCCAUGGUACCAAAUGCACCUCCGGGGGCGAUGCCUUAUGGAGCUCCAGGAGCUCAUCCUUAUCCCAUGGCUCCAGGUGGAUAUCCAGUAGUCCCUCCUGCAGGUGUUCACCCAGGUCCAUACCCACACUCUCCAAAAGGGGGUCACCAUAAAGGCCACCACAAAGGUCAUCAUCAUGGAGGGGUAGAUCCCAUAACAGGAAUGUUAGCUGGAGGAGUGCAUGGGCAUAAAGCCGAGAAAAAAAUGAAGAAGAAGAUGAAGAAAGCACAUAAGCAUGGGCAUCACAAACAUGGCAAGGUGAGAAUGAGUUACACCAUGUAAGAGUUGUUUACAAUG